AUGAAAUUGAUUAUUUCGGGAGCCACGGGCUUCGUGGCUAAAGAAGUCAUACGACAAAGUUUAAGCAGAAGUGAGAUCACAUCGGUGGUGGCCUUAGCCCGCAAGCCGAUAGCCAUCCCCGAAAAGCUUGCCGAUGGCGCGGAUCCCUCGAAACUUAGGAGCGUUGUCGUGAAAGACUAUGAUCACUAUUCGGAAGAGGUCAAGAAGGAGUUUGCUGGGGCGUCAGCAUGUAUAUGGACUGUUGCCAUUACGCCGUCGAAAUCUAAGAUGUAUGAUUUCGAGGAAGUCAAGCGUAUCUGCCAGACAUGCACCUUGGCAGGUUUUAAUGCCAUUUGCGAGUCUGGUGUCUCGAAACCAUUCCGGUUCCUGUAUAUGAGCGGGGCGACUACCGAGAGAGAUCAGACAAAGACUCCGCGAUUUCUCCCACAAUACUCUCUCAUGCGAGGAGAUACAGAAAACAAGGUACUUGCGUUGGCUUCCGGGCUCGAUGGGGUCGAGGCGUGUGCUGCCAAACCAGGUUUCAUCACCGCACCUGGCGAGAUACUGAAAUCUAUCGCCGCCACCAUGAUACAAUUGACAGCAGGAGUCCCUAGUAUUAGUGUCGUGGAUCUUGCGAAAGUGAUGCUGGAUCAGGUCGUCAACGGUUUCGAGAAAGAACCGUUAACUCCUGAAGAUUUGGCAAGGAUCGCGAAAAAGCUUAAUAGCUCUUAAAAAGGAAGUGACCAUGAUAUGGGGUUUCAUUAUACGAAACGUAUUAGUUACCUAACAAUAGUUUUACAGUUCAUGUGUUGGACUCGCCGGAGAAUUAAAGAGG
Molecule: messenger RNA, 814 nt
Organism: Annulohypoxylon maeteangense
Lineage: Eukaryota; Fungi; Ascomycota; Sordariomycetes; Xylariales; Hypoxylaceae
Product: NAD(P)-binding protein
Exons: 3
Coding region: 1-711 (236 amino acids)
Source: RefSeq, a predicted model, not a curated record